Molecule: messenger RNA, 1120 nt
Organism: Pseudomyrmex gracilis
Lineage: Eukaryota; Metazoa; Arthropoda; Insecta; Hymenoptera; Formicidae
Gene: Rbm13
Product: protein MAK16 homolog
Exons: 7
Coding region: 98-1063 (321 amino acids)
Biological process (GO): maturation of LSU-rRNA; maturation of 5.8S rRNA
Cellular component (GO): preribosome, large subunit precursor; nucleolus
Source: RefSeq, a predicted model, not a curated record
GUCGUGUCGCAUUGAUUUACCAUGUGCGUUUAGUAUGGUUAUACUUCAGAUCAAUUUUUUAAGAAAUUGUUUUGGUAUUAAUUACAAGUAAAACAAAAUGCAACACGACGACGUCGUAUGGAGUGUUAUUAACAAGACGUUUUGUUCCUUCAAAGUAAAUACGAAGACACAGAGAUUUUGCAGAAAUGAAUACAACCUUACAGGUUUAUGCAGUAGAUCUGCAUGUCCUCUUGCAAACAGUCAGUAUGCUACUGUUAGGGAAGAAAAUGGUAUCGUUUAUCUAUACAUGAGAACAGCAGAACGAAUCCACACACCUAAGGACAGUUGGGAGAGAGUCAAGUUGUCUAGAAAUUUUGAGAAGGCAAUACAGCAGAUCAAUGAAAAUCUGCUCUACUGGCCUGGCUUUAUAAAAGCAAAAUGUAAGCAGAGGUUUCUCAAAAUUACCCAAUAUCUCAUUCGUAUGAGAAAGCUCAGAUUGAGACGACAAAAGAAGAUAGUGCCAAUUCAGAGAAAGAUUGAGAGAAGAGAAAGGCGUAGGGAGGAAAAAGCUCUGACGGCUGCUAGAUUAGAAACUGCUAUUGAGAAACAACUUGUGGAAAGAUUGAAGAAAGGAAUGUACGAAGGUGUUUUCAAUCUAACACCGGGUAUAUUAGAAAAAGUUGUGCGAAAUGUUGGAGAGGAAAGUGAAGCAGAGAGCGAGCAGGAGGAAGAGAACGAACAAGAAAUAGAAAAGGAAGUGGAAAUGGAAUUGGAAAGAGAUGAGGGAGAAAUUGACGGUCCAUAUGUUGAGGCUGAUAGCGACGAUGAUGAUGAUGAUUAUGAUGAUGAUAACGACGAUCUUUCUAUGAAUGAGGAUAGUGACUCGGGACAGAAGGAGGAAAUUCAAUUGUCCGACAGCUUCGAAUCCGACGUCAGCGAUAUUGAGGACGUCGUCAAGCCAUCCACAAGCAGGAAGCAAAAGGCGCCAAAAGUUGUCAAACCAAGAAGAGCACAGAAAAAAUCGCGACCGAGAGUGGAAAUCGAAUACGAAGUGGAAGACACCCGACAAAGAGAACGAGCUUAAUUCAAUUGUAUUAUAUAAAUAUUAUAACUAUGUUUAUAAUAAAAAUUAUUCAAUUUU